Molecule: messenger RNA, 4256 nt
Organism: Exserohilum turcica Et28A
Lineage: Eukaryota; Fungi; Ascomycota; Dothideomycetes; Pleosporales; Pleosporaceae
Exons: 5
Coding region: 153-4157 (1334 amino acids)
Source: RefSeq, a predicted model, not a curated record
GGUGUGCACUAGAUUUGUCGCAAGUCCAACAUUCCCAAACACCUCAGCUGUCGUCCGAGCGCGCGCGACUCCGGUGAAAACAGUACACUGCCGACUGCAAUCCUCCAACCCAUCAUAUCAGGGCCGGCACCCAAAGAGGAGGAAAGGUUGCGAUGCAGAACUACGGACAAACACCAGGCUAUCAGCAGCCAGGAAGCGCGGCGGGCUUCGCGGGGCAGCAGGGCGGGCCUACACCGGCUCCGCCGCCACCACAACCGGGCUAUGGAGUCCCUCAGGGAUAUCAGUCUAUUCCUCCUCAGGCGCAGAGUCAAUGGACUAUAGCUACGCCUACGCAAACUCAAGUCCCGGGUGCCUGGAACCAAUCGCAACAGCAAAUCAUGGCUGGAUAUAAUCCAGGCACAUACGGGGCCAUGCCAGCUGCACAGCAACAGCAACAGCAAUAUGUUCAGCAGCAGCAACAAGGCCAGCCUCCCCCUUCUCCGCCAAAACCCCAGGGCUUCGCGGCAGCAGUCCAGCGACAAGAACAACUUCAAAAGCAACAGCAGCCGCAGCAGGCUUGGCCUCAACAGCCACAGCAAACCACCGGGUUCAUACCUCAAGCUCAACAGGGAGGAUAUCCUAUUCAAGGCAAUCCACAGCAAGCGUACCAGCAAGCAGCUCCCCCACCGCCUUCAGCUGUGCAGGGCGCUGCAUACUAUCCCCCACCACAAGGCGGAAGACCAAGUUCAACUAACAGCAUUACCCAAGCAGUAGCAAACUCUAAUGCUCAACCUACUGGUUCCCCACAAGUCCCAGCAACCGCCAGCCCAGUUAGGCAGCAGUCGACGUACAUACCACCCGCUCUAAAUGGACAAGGUGGACAACAGUACACGCCCUCGAAUACUAAUUCUGCACAACGUGUGUAUGCUUCUACUCCUCCACCAAAUGCUCCAGGGUGGCAGCAAGUUCAGCCGACCCAAAGCGCACAGCCCGUGUACCAAUCGCAGCAACCACCACCUCUUCCGGUACGCUUCAGCCAGCAGGCAGGGCAGAUUCAGCAACAACAGCAGUACUAUCAAUAUGGACAACAAGCAUUUGCUCAAUACCCACCACAGACACCCACACCUCCACAACAGACAUCAUCUCCAUUCCAAGCACAGCAGCACAACUACCAACAGCAACCACAAGGCCAAUCCCAAGUUCAAGCUCAAGCUCAAAAUCAGUGGCAGCCACCACCGCCGCCCGCUCCAGUGCCCAAUCCCCAAACUCUACCCCCAUCCUAUGCAAACCAACAGGCAGCACAGCAACCACAAACUCAAACAAGUGGCCAGGAACAAGCCCCACUCAAUCGCACUAACACUGCCGUGACAAACUUGUCCGAGUCCAAUCCAAGUCAACCAGUAUCACCAGUAUCCAAUCGCCCAAGUCUGAGUUUUGCCUCUGGGCAGCGUCCUAGCUAUGAACGUGUCGACUCUAUAGGCUCAGUUGCUUUUGCCAAUUACCAAGCGCAGCGUGCGAAUGAUAAACCCCUCCCUCAGACGCAGCCAACUCCGCCUCCACCUCGCGACGACAAGUCCACGUUCAGUGCACUGGCUGCUGGUGGUCCUUCAGAUUGGGAACAUUUGGGUGGCGGCGAUGAGAUUGAUGACGAAGAACUCUUUGCUGCCAAACCAAAACAGCAAGAGAACAAGGCCACCCAAUCGAGUAGCGUCGAAUUGCCAGCUCACGUCCCCUCACCUCCUUCGACUCACGGCUUCCCGAGCCCUGCAGUACAUCCGGCUAACCUGGAUUCAAAUGACUCGGGCGAAACCUACAUGCCUACACCACCUUCUAGCACGGCAAAUCUCAGCGAGCAGCGUCCGCCAUAUCCAGCACACGGGGGUUUCGUCGUGAAUGAUGCAAUUGUAGCGCCUUUGAGAACAGCUCCUAAGCCUGCAGACAACACACAACGACUACGAGAUAACCAUCUGGCAUCAGAGUCGUUGCCUGGAAGUGCGCAGGUGGAUAGUCUCACUGCAGAAAUAAAGGCAAAAGACGAGCUCAUUGACCAGCUACGAGCAGACUUGCAACGAGAGACUGACACUCGCAAUGCUGAGAUUGGGCUCUUCACGGCCGAGCGGCUGAAGCUUGAAUCAGAAUCAGAGGCUGCAAGAAACCAUGCAGCCAACGAGAUGAGUGUUUUGCAAGCACAAAUCGACAAUAUGAGGCUUACUGCCGAUCAAGCUAACGCCAAUUCCGAUGCGGUGGCCAGAGAAAAGGAACGCGACAACACCAUUGCUGAGCUGAGACACCAACUCGAGGUCGAAAGGACGAAAGAACUGCCGAAGCCAACCGCGGCAGACCUCAUUCCAGAUCUUGACCCAUGGUAUGUUAGCUCGCUAGAAAAGUACAUUGCCAUGCUUCGCAGCGAGGCAAUGGAGCCGCAGCUUGAAGAAAAGAUGAAGAUUUUCAAAGCAUUCAUGAAAGCCGAGUCUGCCGCCAGGGGGAUCGACUUUUUCGAUACUCCACCCAAGGUGCCGGCAAAAGAGCCUGUGCAAGGCAGUAACUCUGACAUCUCUGAUGCGAGACCAAACCUGAGGGUUCAAGUACCGCAGGAAAUAGUGGACGAGGAUGACCAUGACUAUAGCCCAGGUGGAAGGCCCAUUCUCAUGCGACAACCAACAAUGCCUUCCUUGGAGAACAUUCAGCCGCGGGCUCCAACAGCACCUUCUGUGCAGUCCACCACCAUCCUGACACCGACAAGCUCAGUCGAUGAUGAUGCGAACAAAACACCGAUCCAAUCUCUGCCUGAAGGGCAGCCACAGUCGCAGUACAAAGCUUACAUACCACCCUCCACAAAACCCGAAGAACCGGCUCCUUUGAGCCAUAGGUUUUCAAUGAAUUUUUCAGGUACUCCAACCGGAGCCAGGGGCCCUGAUGAAAUCUUCUUUGGAACAGGUCAGCCAAGGACACAGAGAUAUGAAGAUGAUGCCGACGAACCCAUCCCCAGACCUUUGAGUCUGCACCCACACCGCCCGACUUCAAUGAUUCUCCCAUCCAAAGACGAUGGGAACAAAAUUUUGGCUGCAAUCUUACCGCGACAUCUCGAAGGCCCGACUAGCCGUCAACUCCAGGAGCUCAAAUACAAGUUGAAGAAUGCAGAAAUUGAGUUGGUUGGUGCGAAGAAACUCGAGCAAAUAUGGGAAGAGUCGGCAUCUCUUACUCGCUGGAAAAACGACGACGCUCGUCGAAAGCGCCAAGACGAGAAUGAAGAGCGCAACGACGAGCUAUUCAAUGGUAAUGAAAUCUCAUACGCAGAGAUGAAGCAGAUGGAGGAAGACUUUAAGAGCAAGGAAGCUGCGCUCAAAACGAAAAAGGUCGAGGAAGAAUACAAGAGUUACGUAGAAGCUGUGUUCGACCCAGUCUACAACGGUCUUGAGGCGGAGAUGCACUCACUCAUGGACGUGUAUGUCGAAGCCGAACAUCUGCUCCAAACGUCGGUCUCUGGAAUCAAGAGUCUAGAGGGCGGCGACCCACCCAGCACUGAGGACUGUCUCGAGCUCCUGGACGCUAUAUACAAGCAAGUGGAAAAGAGGCACGAGGGCGUCGUACACGUUGUUGCAGAGCGCGACCGCUGCUACAAGAAGACUGAGAUCCAGCCCCUGUACGCCACCGGCAAGAUUGCCCAAGUCCGAGACACGGAGAAGCAUUUCGAAUCUGCAGAAAAGCAAGCUGCGCUCAAAGCCAAGCGCGAGAAAGCAAGACGCAUUGGCCAGCUCGUCAGCUUUGCAGAAGACGUCGUUGUCAAUGCCCUCAGCACAGAGCAGAAGGAAAUGGACCAGAUUGUUGCUGCCAUCAAGAGCUUGGAUGAUGGUACAGGUGAUGCAGACCUUCUUGCCCGCGCCCACUCGACACUCGAUGCACUCAAGCGGUCGUCCAAGGCUUUGCUGACGCUAUUCAACGACCUCGAAGUCGAGCUCAAUAGCGCAGUCAUGGACGCGGACAUUGCAGAGGCCCAAAGCCAGAAUGCAGAUGCAAAGCGUGUGCAGGAGUUGCAGGCGGAGAAGAAGCAGGGUGAGAAGAAGUUGGUCGAGGAAUACAUACGGAGAGUGCGUGUGCUGGAAAGCGACCAGACUGAGCUCAAGGAGUUGGUGGAGAGGAAGAUGUCCAAGGGACAUGGAAAUGCGGAUCAAAAGUAAACUACCUUUUUUUUCUUUCUUUCUUGAACGGAAAUGGGUCAUGUUGGCGCAGCUUGACGAUUUAUCUGGCAGUUGUUCAGUCCAAAUACGAAUCUUGAC